GAGCUGCGUACUAGAGUGCGCGAAGUGUAGCCAUACAAACAUGGACGUCUGUGGAAGGGCAAGUCUCGUGAUUUUGUGAAAUUUUAGUGACUUUACGCUUGACCAGGGCUCCGUGGGUGUGACCAGGAUCAAGAUUAAGGUAUUGGUGUUUGUUUGGUGUAGCCAGCAAGGUGUUGGAGUGUGUGUAAGAGGUGUUAUAGCGAGGAGAUGAGCGAGGCCGGGGCAGGCGCGGGGGCCGGGGGGGAGCGCGGCGCGAGUCCGGGGCUGGGCGGGUGCGGGGCUGCGGGUCCGCCAGCUGCUGACUCGCCUGCCGCCACCACGGCUGACGCUGCCUCGCCACUCUGCUCAUCGCCACCGUCCCCAACCCCAGAACCCGACGACCCAUCGCCGACCCCCACGCGCGCCUCAGUCGCGCGACACGUGCCCACGCGCCCGGACCACCUCGCCCCCGCGCACCACCCGCCGCUCUCCCUCGCCACUCACCACCACAGCCCCGACCCUGACGAUCCUGACGACGAUCCUGACCUGCAGCCAAGAAUCUUACACACCCAAACGGUUGCCCUCCACCAUCCGGAGGACGACAGUGAACUGUCCCCCUCGGCUCACGUCAACUAUAAGGACGAGCCUCUCAGUGUUAGUGUUGUGCACGAGGACUCACAGUUGGACUCGCAUGACUCGGGACUACUGAGUCCCAGUGAACUUUCUCCUCGCGAAGGUCAGGUUAGUGUACCAAGUAUGAUUGACGCGUCGGACUUCAGAUCACUCCAGCCGGAGCCUAUAUACCAGAACCUGUCGUCGAUGAACGGCCGCAUGUCGCCGCCAGGGUUCUCGCCUUCGUCAGCGAGCAGUUAUGCAACGCUGACGCCCUUGCAGCCGCUGCCACCCAUCAGCACAGUGUCAGACAAGUUCGCCUACGGCCACACGGGUAAUGUGUCAGGCAGCUUCACGGUGAUGCAAAACAAUAGCCUGGGGAACAUGCUCUCCAUGGGCUCGCCUUACCAGUAUGACAAACUCUCCAUGUCGCCGCCACACUACACAUCAAACAACGGCCUGGGCCUUAACCUGGGACAUCAACACUCGCCUCUCUCACCACACUCUUACCAGAAUGGCUUGGCGUCCCCACAGAAGUCGCUCAGUCCCAACGGUUAUGAUUCGCCCUAUACUCGGCAGGACAUGAGCCGCACCACCCUGGCGGCACCACAGUCACCAACACUGUCACCUCCAGUAUCUCUUCACUCGCCACCACAAGCAUUUUCGAACUUCAGCGCGGCGCCCACGCCCACAUUAACCACCACGUCCCUCAAUAUGAACGGGCUGACGGGUGGCAGCGGGCUGGGUUCGUUGUCACCUCAGGCAGUGUCUCCACACAGUCCCAACUAUAGCCCUCACCAUCACCUGCAAGUGCCGCCGUCACCGCCACCCAUCAAGCAGGAACCCAUCUUGCACGGUGCAAGUCUAGGCUGUCAGCUAGCUAAUAUGGCGCCGAACAUGCCCACCACCAUCUCUCAGAGCCCCCCACAUGCCCACAUGGCCGUGACUAUGGCACAACAAGCUAUGGUACCGUCUGCCCCUAUGUCAGUCGCGACAGCUUCUGUAGGAGGAUCUCAAUUGCCCAUGAAGACGACACAGAUGGCCACCACCAGCGCGGGAAACGUGGGCGCGGGAGCGGGUGAGGUUGAAGAAAUCAACACUAAAGAACUGGCGCAGCGCAUUUCGGCCGAGCUCAAGAGGUACUCCAUUCCUCAAGCCAUCUUCGCCCAGCGUGUCCUCUGUCGCUCUCAAGGCACACUGUCAGACCUGCUCAGGAACCCUAAGCCCUGGUCCAAGCUCAAGUCUGGCCGCGAGACCUUCCGGCGCAUGUGGAAGUGGCUGCAGGAACCAGAGUUCCAGCGGAUGUCAGCCCUCAGAUUAGCAGGCCGUGGCGGCAAGGCAGCGGUGAGCCGGGGGCGAGGGGGACGGCCGCGCUGCCCUGCAGACUGCUGCCUCCCACCACACCUCGACCUGCUACAGCCACACCCUCGAGUCUGUACAGCCACACCCUCGACCUGCUACAGCCACCCUCGAUCUUCUACAGCCACACCCUCGAUCUUUACAGCCACCCUCGAUCUCCUCUGUAGCCACACCCUCGAUCUUCUACAGCCACACCCUCGACCUGCUACCAGCCACACCCUCCCGAUCUCCUACAGCCACCUCGAUCUCCUACAGCCCCCCUCGAUCUUCUACAGCCACACCCUCGAUCUCCAUACCAGCCACACCCUCGAUCUCAUACAGCCACAUCCUCGAUCUCCUUACAGCCACACCCUCGAUCUCAUACAGCCACACCCUCGAUCUCCUACAGCCACACCUCGAUCUUCUACAGCCACACCCUCGACCUGCUACAGCCACACCCUCGAUCUCCUACAGCCACCCUCGAUCUCCUACAGCCACACCCUCGAUCUUCUACAGCCACACCCUCGAUCUCAUACAGCCACACCUCGAUCUCAUACAGCCACAUCCCUCGAUCUCAUACAGCCACACCCUCGAUCUCAUACAGCCACACCCUCGAUCUCCUACAGCCACACCCUCGAUCUCCCACAGCCACACCCUCGAUCUCCUGCAGCCACACCCUCGAUCUCAUACAGCCACACCCUCGAUCUCCUGCAGCCACCCUCCAUCUUCUACAGCCACACCUCAGCCGCUACAGCCACACCCUCGAUCUCCUACAGCAUAGGGUGGAGUAGGAG
Homarus americanus (American lobster) is the source of this 2723-nucleotide messenger RNA. RefSeq lists its product as uncharacterized. Gene Ontology annotation, biological process: regulation of transcription by RNA polymerase II. The transcript has 3 exons. NCBI's taxonomy places the organism in Eukaryota, Metazoa, Arthropoda, Malacostraca, Decapoda, Nephropidae. Gene Ontology annotation, molecular function: DNA-binding transcription factor activity, RNA polymerase II-specific; RNA polymerase II cis-regulatory region sequence-specific DNA binding. Gene Ontology annotation, cellular component: nucleus. The record is from RefSeq and is a predicted model, not a curated record. The annotation marks the transcript as partial.